AUGCAAACAGAGGGGUUACUAGGGGCUCUAUCGUCAUUCAUAGCCAUUCCAAGUGUGAGCGGUGACCCCGCGUGCAAAGACCAUUGCUGGAACGCGUCCAAGUUUCUGAGCGCACGUUUGGAGGCUAUUGGCGCAUCGGUUAAGCUAGCUACGGCAGUAGAAGGUCAGAACCCGGUUGUACUUGCGCGGUUGGGUGAGGAUAAGUCCAAGCCAACUGUAGUAGUGUACGGUCACUACGAUGUGCAACCCGCCAGACACAAAUACUGGAAGACAGAUCCCUGGGUAGCCACCUCUAUUGACGGUUAUAUCUAUGGGCGGGGUACCACCGACGAUAAAGGCCCUAUCUUAGCCACAAUAUUUGCUGUGCAGCAACUGGUGGAAGAAAAUGCGUUGUCUGUGAACAUGGUGUUCAUAUACGAAGGCGACCAAGAACGCAGCGAAGGUUCCAGCGCCGGUUUGUUGGAGGUAUAG
This is a messenger RNA of Sphaeroforma arctica JP610, 471 nucleotides long. RefSeq lists its product as hypothetical. The coding region runs from base 1 to 471 and encodes 156 amino acids. The record is from RefSeq and is a predicted model, not a curated record. Gene Ontology annotation, biological process: proteolysis; glutathione catabolic process. Gene Ontology annotation, molecular function: peptidase activity. The transcript is spliced from 3 exons. Lineage: Eukaryota; Ichthyosporea; Ichthyophonida.